Messenger RNA from Saxophila tyrrhenica, 1305 nucleotides. RefSeq lists its product as uncharacterized. Gene Ontology annotation, molecular function: glucan endo-1,3-beta-D-glucosidase activity. Lineage: Eukaryota; Fungi; Ascomycota; Dothideomycetes; Mycosphaerellales; Extremaceae. The transcript has a single exon. Gene Ontology annotation, cellular component: extracellular region; fungal-type cell wall; cell surface. Gene Ontology annotation, biological process: cell wall organization; carbohydrate metabolic process. Bases 1 to 1305 code for a protein of 434 amino acids. The record is from RefSeq and is a predicted model, not a curated record.
AUGCACUACUCGAGCUUCCUCGGCCUCGCGGCCUCCAUUGCUGGGGCGCAGGCGCUCUCGACCGGCUUCAACUACGGCGCGACGCAGUCCGAUGGCUCUACGCCCAUGGAACAGUCGGACUACCAAUCGCGCUUCGAGCGCGCGAAGUCGCUCCAGGGCACCGACGGUGAAUUCACGAGCGCCCGUCUGUACACCAUGAUCCAGUCGGGAACCACCGACUCGCCGUCCUCUGCCUUCCAGGCUGCCAUCGACACCAAGACCUCCCUUCUCCUCGGUAUCUGGUGCAGCGGUGGACAAGAGGUUGUGACCAACGAGCUCAGCGCCCUCAGCGCCGCGAUCGAACAGUACGGCAGCGAGUUCACCGACCUCGUCGUGGGCAUCUCCGUCGGCAGCGAGGACCUCUACCGCGUCUCGCCCACCGGCAUCGAGAACGACAGCGGCUACGGCGCGACCCCCAACGAGCUCGUGAGCUACAUCAAGCAGACCCGCCAGGCCAUCUCUGGCACCUCCCUCUCCGGCGCCUCGCUCGGCCACGUCGACACCUGGACUGCGUGGGUUAACGGCUCCAACUCCGCCGUCACCGAUGCCGUCGACUGGCUCGGCAUGGACACCUACCCCUACUUCGAGAACACCGAGGCCAACAGCAUCGACAACGGCAAGGAGCUCUACUGGGACGCCUACGACAAGACCAAGGGCGUUGGCGGCGGCAAGGAGGUGUGGAUCACGGAGACCGGCUGGCCCGUGUCUGGCAAGGUUUCUGGCCAGGCCGUCGCGUCCGUCUCCAACGCUGAGACCUACUGGCAAGAAGUCGCCUGCGCCAUCCUCGGCAACUACAACGUCUGGUGGUACACGCUCGAGGACUCCAUCCCCACUACGCCCAACCCGUCUUUCGGCGUCAUCGGCUCCGACCUGAACAGCGCACCCCUCUACGACCUCAAGUGCGACAAGAAGAACAGCACCUCCACCGCGACUUCGACCGGCAAGCACUCCUCCCCCACCAAGUCGGCAGGCGGCCACCACACCAUGGGCAGCGGCCCGUACGGCUCUAACGGAACCAUGAGCGGUGUCGCCGGCCACGCUACCGGCACUGCCACUGGCCUCUUGACCAAGGCGACUGGCGGUUACGGUUCCAACCCAACUGGCGCUGGGGCUUCCCACGCUGCUGCUGGACCCGGUGGCGCGCCCUCUGGUACUGCCAGCGGCGGCGCGCCGUUUGCCAGCCAGACUGCCAACGCGGCUGUGCGUGCCGGCUCGGCGAUGGGUGCGGGUGUGAUUGCUGUGGUUGGGCUGAUGGCGGCGCUUUAA